Messenger RNA from Magallana angulata, 558 nucleotides. RefSeq names its product 39S ribosomal protein L42, mitochondrial-like. The coding region runs from base 18 to 458 and encodes 146 amino acids. NCBI's taxonomy places the organism in Eukaryota, Metazoa, Mollusca, Bivalvia, Ostreida, Ostreidae. The record is from RefSeq and is a predicted model, not a curated record. The transcript is spliced from 6 exons. Gene Ontology annotation, cellular component: mitochondrial large ribosomal subunit.
UUGGCAAAAUAUCAAAUAUGGCAGCCUCCAUGCAGAGAGUGACUUUUUCGGUAUUCCGUCAUAUUCGCUCUAAUUUUUGCUCAAAUGGAAUGGUGCAAAGACGGCAUAAAAGUCAUGACAGUGCAAACGAUACAGAGGACAAUUAUACGGAGAAGAACAAACCUUCAGUGACCCUCAGCCGGGAUGAAUCUAUGGUCAUAUGCUGGCACCCGGAACCCAAAUUUCCGUACGAGUGUUCGAAGCCGAUGCCCAGAGAAACCGAAGACACGGUGCAGGGCGAUUCGCCGCUGAAGCUCCAGUACAUCCGGGACUUUAGAAUAAGGAACCGACCCACGGGUCCCACCAUUUCAGAGCUGUCCGCCAUCUUCUAUGACACCAAGCAUCCUUUUUAUCCCAGACCAAGAGCCACCAGACGAAAAGUGAGAAAUCUCCCCCCGCCAGACCGAGAGGGCAUUUGAAGAAAUUAUCUAUACCUUCUAUGUGUACAAUUUGACAUUGAUAAAAUACUAAAAAUCAAUAAAUAAGAUUUAUCCUCAUUAUUUGACAAAGAUCAAUUAA